Messenger RNA from Rhododendron vialii, 1034 nucleotides. RefSeq lists its product as uncharacterized. Gene Ontology annotation, biological process: rRNA processing. Lineage: Eukaryota; Viridiplantae; Streptophyta; Magnoliopsida; Ericales; Ericaceae. The transcript has 4 exons. The record is from RefSeq and is a predicted model, not a curated record. Gene Ontology annotation, molecular function: rRNA binding; snoRNA binding; structural constituent of ribosome. Gene Ontology annotation, cellular component: Mpp10 complex; small ribosomal subunit; small-subunit processome. The coding region runs from base 109 to 660 and encodes 183 amino acids.
CAAACAAACCCAAACCGUUUUGUCUCGUAAGAGAGCCCUAACGGAGUUCAGCAGCUCCUGAGCCUCUCUCUCUCUCUCUCUCUCUCUCUCUCUCUUCAAGGAGGAAGGAUGAGUAGGAAGCUGAAGUUUCACGAGAAGAAGCUGUUAAAGAAGGUUGAUUUUCUGGAAUGGAAGAGAGAAGGUGGACACAGGGAAGCUCAGGUCAUGCAGCGCUACCAUGUCACCGGCCGAGACGAUUACAAGAAGUACAACGGUCUCUGCAGAAAUGUUCAGAAAUUAGUGAACAUAUUGAAGCAGAGGGACCCAAGAGACCCUUAUCGUGUUGAGAUGACAGAUGCUCUCCUGGAAAAGCUGUAUAAUAUUGGGGUCAUACCAUCUAGAAAAAGCUUGGCCCUGUGUGAACGCUUAUCAGUUUCGUCCUUCUGCCGGCGCAGGCUCUCAACUGUGUUAGUGAGGCUGAAAUAUGCUGAACACCUCAAAGAAGCAGUCACGUAUAUACAGCAAGGGCAUAUCCGAGUGGGUCCAGAGACAGUAACAGACCCAGCAUUUCUUGUGACAAGAAGUAUGGAAGAUUUCAUCACUUGGGUAGAUUCAUCCAAGAUAAAGAGAAAAGUGUUGGAGUAUAAUGACAAGCUUGAUGAUUAUGAUGCAAUGAACUGAGAUAGUUGAGAUCCUUCUCUCCUCUGAGAGUGAAACCGAGUACUGGUUUAGUGUUCAUAGUCGUACUUCAAGAUCCAAUAUUGUCUUACCUCCUCCUUUAGACUCCCCUAUAAGCAGGAGCCUGGUGCUGGCUAUGGCCUUUUUUUUGUCUUUGGUCUGCUAUGGCCUUUUUAUUGUCUUUGGUCUGCUAUGGCCUUUUUUUUGUCUUUGGUCUGCUAUGGCCUUUUUCGUUGAUCAAAUUUUAAUUAACCAUGUUUAUUCGUACGCCAACCGACCAUGUAUUUGAUGUUUGGUGUAUCAAUUGGAGUGACCCAUGCGUGCUCUCUAGUAUUGAAAACAUGUUGGAAUUGAGAAGAAUUGCCUAGUUUAUCUUA